Molecule: messenger RNA, 440 nt
Organism: Rhagoletis pomonella (apple maggot)
Lineage: Eukaryota; Metazoa; Arthropoda; Insecta; Diptera; Tephritidae
Exons: 4
Coding region: 27-440 (137 amino acids)
Source: RefSeq, a predicted model, not a curated record
GCGAGCUAAUCGGGAGGAGCAAAAAAAUGGUUGAACGCAUAUUGGAGGAAGAGGAGAACGGCAGCAGCAGCAAUACCCCAGCUGCUACUGUCGCCGGAGCUGCUACUAAUGCAAUAACUAGCACCAACAUUAAUGGCUCAGCUGUUAGUGGCAGCGACAGUGGUGUGGGCGGUGGCGGCACUUUCUCCACGGACACCGAUAAUAGUAGCAGUCAAUCAGGCGGCCAUAAUGAAAUUACACGCUACAGCAGCGAAGAUGUUUCGGGCAAUGAGUCCAGCGAGGCGGCGCCCAAAAUGACGGAAAUUGAACGUCAGGCGGAACUCAAUCGUCAUAAGGAGGAAAUGCAAAAGAAGCGACGCAAGAAGAAACGCACCAGUUCUUCUUUGCACUCGUCAACAUUUCAAGAAUUGUAUAAACUGCCGGUAACCUAUUUUCAAUAA